This is a messenger RNA of Pan troglodytes (chimpanzee), 3278 nucleotides long. RefSeq names its product zinc finger CCCH-type containing 8 (gene ZC3H8). The transcript has 8 exons. The record is from RefSeq and is a predicted model, not a curated record. NCBI's taxonomy places the organism in Eukaryota, Metazoa, Chordata, Mammalia, Primates, Hominidae. Gene Ontology annotation, cellular component: nucleus. Gene Ontology annotation, biological process: negative regulation of DNA-templated transcription. The coding region runs from base 1808 to 2653 and encodes 281 amino acids. Gene Ontology annotation, molecular function: metal ion binding; RNA binding.
CUUUGUCUUUUAGCAUGUUACUACAUUGCAGAUGAAUCACUGCCAAUCAAAGGUUAGGCGGAAGCUCCUCAGUUGCGUAGUUAAAUGGAUUUUGAAGCACUUAAAGUCUGAAAAAACACUUCUGGAACUGUUUGUGCAAAAUAUAUCUGCUGCAAAUUAAUGUAGGUAUGGAGAUCUUGUUCCUAUUUUAACUUUGAACAGCACAGUGAUACCAAGCAGUGUCAGUAACACCUGUGAACUCAUUAAAAGCCAAGGAAAACCACUGGAAAGUAUUUACCUGGUUUUAAAUUGUCUGAUGAAGCUCCAGUUUCCUCAUAUCUUUGAGCAGCUGUUCUUGCCAAAAGGCCACUUGUCUUAAGAACUUUAUUUUCUCUGGACAGAUUUCUUUGCUGUAAUCAAUCAUGAUUUAAUUAACUCAUUAUAAGCUUUCUUUGGCUACAAAUGAAACUUACUUUGAUUAUAGUCUUGUUUUUGUUUUAUUUUUGGAAAGAUCUGUGGAUGUGAUCAUUUAUUUUAAAUUGUCUAAUUUUUAAAAAAAAAUAAUUUUAAUCAGAAGAGAGCUGGAGUAAAAUUUUCUAAUUUUUCUGUUACUCUCUUGUGAGUUGGGAAUAUUGUGAUGAAUGCUUAAUACUGUAAUGUCAACAUACAUUGUUUUCUUUUAGCACUACUGUAGUAUUGUUACAUAAUAACCACAGUGAUUUGCCGUCUGACUUGACAGUAUAAUAAAUCCACAAUUCACUGCGCCUUUAAAUACUUGACAUUUGAAGUUUGCUUUUUGUGUUUUGAUGUGGUAAGUAUGCUCUGGAAAAAAAAUUAAAUGGCAUGAGGUACUCAAUGAAGCACUCAAAAUGUUGUCAAUUUAUAACUGAGCAUCUCUGCGAAGUGAUGAGAAUGCCAUGAAGGUCUCUUGCAGCUACUCAGCUCUGCUGUUGUAGCAAAGAAGCAGGCCAUAUAAUAUAUAAAUGAAUGAGUAUGCCUAUGUUCCAAUAAAAUUGUAUUUAUGGACUCUGAAAUUUAAAUUUUAUAUAGUUUUCAAGUGUCAUGAAAUAUUCUUUUGAUUUCUUUUGUUUCAACCAUGAAAAAAUAUGUAAAGUUCAUUCUUAGCUUGUGGGUGCUUACAAACACAGGUGGCAGAGCGGAUUUUGCCCUUGGGUUGUAGUUCACUGACUCCAGCUCUAGAUUUUUGUCACAUGCUUUUGUAUUCCUUUGUUGUCCAUUCAUUUAAGAAAGGCUCAAAGAGUUAAUAGAUGUCCUCUGCUGAUGUGUUGGUAAGUCUGUGUCUCUAAAGGCCUUUUCUCUAAAUAGGAAGCCUGACUGGGUGGUGAGUGAGUAGGCUGUGUGGAUAGGAGGUUUUCCAGCAGUGUAACAAUUCUCAGUCCACUUUGUGCCAUGCACCCCCUUUAGCAGUCUGGUGAAGCCUAUGGACCCCUUUUCAAGUUUUUUAAGUGUAUAAAAUAAAAUGUUUGAUUACAAAGGAAACUGAUUUGAUUGAAAUACAGUUUAUCAAAAUAUUAAAAACAAAUGCUAUAGAGUAAUAUGUUCUUUAUUAAUACACUGAAUAUUAAGACCUAGCAGAGCAGUUAGUCUGAUUCUAAUUUUGCAGUGGUCAUGAACAUAAAAGAUAUUUUGAGAUCUGCAACAACUAUAAUGUGAUACAUGAAAAUAUCUGUGAUUUGUGUUAGUGACAGUCACAGGCACUGCUGAUACUGCUAUAUUUUGUUUCCUAUGUUCAAAACGGAAUAACAUAUUUGAACAUACUUCCUUUGUUCAAAUACCAAAUGUCAAUUUGGAGGUUGAUGAAAAUAAUAUGUGGUUUUCUUCUCAUUCAAGUUCACUGAAUUUUCUGAAUUCAAGUUCACUGAAUUUUCUGAAUUCAAUCCAUAGGCCCUUGAGGGGGGUCUCUGGACAGCAGGGUGAGAACCCCUGCUUUAUGUUUAGACACUCUGCAGUAUCACCAAAAAGUUCGCUGCAUAGAAAAUCAAGAAGUAAGGACUAUGAUGUAUAUAGUGAUAAUGAUAUCUGCAGUCAGGAAUCAGAAGAUAAUUUUGCCAAAGAGCUUCAACAGUACAUACAAGCCAGAGAAAUGGCAAAUGCUGCUCAACCUGAAGAAUCUACAAAGAAAGAAGGAGUAAAAGAUACCCCACAGGCUGCUAAACAAAAAAAUAAAAAUCUUAAAGCUGGUCACAAGAAUGGCAAACAGAAGAAAAUGAAGCGAAAAUGGCCUGGCCCUGGAAACAAAGGAUCAAAUGCUUUGCUGAGGAACAGUGGCUCACAGGAAGAGGAUGGUAAACCUAAAGAGAAGCAGCAGCAUUUGAGUCAGGCAUUCAUCAACCAACAUACAGUGGAACGCAAGGGAAAACAAAUUUGUAAAUAUUUUCUUGAAAGGAAAUGUAUUAAGGGAGACCAGUGUAAAUUUGAUCAUGAUGCAGAGAUAGAAAAGAAAAAGGAAAUGUGUAAGUUUUAUGUACAAGGAUAUUGUACCAGAGGUGAAAACUGUCUGUAUUUGCAUAAUGAAUAUCCUUGUAAGUUUUACCAUACAGGAACAAAAUGUUAUCAGGGAGAAUAUUGCAAGUUUUCUCAUGCUCCACUGACUCCUGAAACACAAGAAUUGUUGGCUAAAGUUUUGGAUACUGAAAAGAAGUCAUGUAAAUAAAAUAGACAUAAAAAGGUAGCAAUGUACAGAUAAAGAGUACUUUAACGCCCAUGCCUGUUCAAGACUGUUCAAGACUGGUGAUUUGGAGUAGUUUACAAGAUUCCUCAUUCAGAGUGCCCUCUUGUGUGACUGGGGUGAUGUGCAGCUUCCAUAAUGGAUGGGACAGAGAGCUGGGAUCUAAUGUACAAGUGAAGGGCUUGGUCUUCCCUGAGACAUUCCAGCCAUUGGAAUAGGAGAGGAGCAUAUAUGGCAGAGGUGAUGGCUGGUGGGUAAAUGUGAUAGUAAAUUGUAGAAACCUCUUCUGAUUGAUUGGAUUUCCUUCAUAAAAUAGGAAGCAAGGUUAGGCUGAGUGAGGGUGAGUAAAGAGGUGGAGGAGGUUUGAGGAGAGAGAACUGCUCGGAAGACACUGGUAGAUGGACCAUAAAAACAGAGUUAGUUCUCUUUAUGACAUUAAAUAGUUUUACAACAUAUUUUUAAUGGUUCACAAUUUCAUUUUAGGGCUUAAAAUAAAUUAUGGUUCUAUGAUUUUUUAAACCAGUUUCCUAUUGUUAGACAUUUGUUUCCAGUUUCUUACUAUUAUAAAUAAAGUGAAACAAUAUCUCUUACUAUACCAUUUCUAAAUUUA